AUGGAAACUAGUUUCUGCCAUAGGAGGUUCCCCCUGGUCUCCUGCAUCCACUUGCUGCACUUCUGGCUACUCCUCCUCCUAGCCUCAGCAGUUCCGUUGCACAACGCCUGGUCUCUUCGGACCCGUGGUCUUCUGGCAGUCCGGCCAUUGUGCAGCCACCGGAGCCCCGCAGCAUCCAGAUCUUUCUGCAUCUGGGAUAAGAAUCUGCCUACAGAGAAAACAGGAUUUCACUCUACCUCACUGCGGCUGCACUCUAUGGUUUCCAAAGGGGCUGGCCAACGCCAUGCCAUACGGCUGAGGCGUCAAGCCAAAGGGAUCCGGCCUGCUACCCCAUCUGGCUUUGAGGAUGGUCCCUCCUCAUCUCAGUACCCCUGGGCCAUUGUUUGGGGUCCCACAGUCUCAGUUGAUGAGGGAGGGGAUGCCAGCUCUGCCAACCCAGGCUUUCCACUUCUGGAUUAUGCCUUUGUUUCAUCCAACGGAAUGGCAACAGCACAACCCAAUUCCCACUCACUGUUACACAAUGAAGGGCUCAACCUGCGUCAGACCCCAGCCACACUACCACCCUUCCUCUUUGGACCUCGGGGAGAAGGUGUGGACCCCCAACUUUACGUCACCAUUACAAUUUCUGUCAUUAUCAUCCUUGUUGCCAUGGGAAUAAUACUCAAAUUCUGCUGGGACCGGAAUCAAAAGCGCCGUCGCCAUUCUAGUCAGCAAAGCGAAUUGCAGCAGCAGGAGAGCCAACAGCCUUUAACAGACCUGUCACCCGCCACGGUCAGCAUCCUUGGGCGCUACAGCGAUUCACAGGUUCCUACGCCAGAGAUGGUGGAAAGUGGACAAGUCCUGGAAGGCUUGGAGAAGCUGGAGGGUCUCGGGAAGUCCAGUGCCUUCCAGCUCAACAGGAUCCCACUGGUGAACUUGUGA
Molecule: messenger RNA, 921 nt
Organism: Thamnophis elegans (Western terrestrial garter snake)
Lineage: Eukaryota; Metazoa; Chordata; Lepidosauria; Squamata; Natricidae
Gene: PIANP
Product: PILR alpha associated neural protein
Exons: 5
Coding region: 1-921 (306 amino acids)
Biological process (GO): regulation of immune response
Cellular component (GO): membrane
Source: RefSeq, a predicted model, not a curated record